AUUCGUGGUGGAGAGUUUCAGUGGGGAAAUGUUAUCCAUCCGGCUAAUUCUCUUCUGCUCCCUGACGGCAAUUGUGCUGGCCAAUAUCCAACGAACUGCGGCACGUCACAAGCCCUUGUCGUGGUGGCAGAAACAAUACUACCAAUCGAAAUGGCAUCAGAGAUUCCGUUUCACCACAACUGCCGUGCCGGGGGCCACACCAGAGUCGAAAGAAGUGCGGAUGGUGUAUCCCUGCUACUGCUACAGGCCGCCACAGGAAGGAGAGGUCACAACCGCCAUCUACGAGCGGUAUAUCUUGGAGAGAGAGGAUCUGUUUAUCUUAAAUAAAUAGCGCCCCCAAAGUUCAUUCGACCAGAA
This is a messenger RNA of Drosophila miranda, 357 nucleotides long. RefSeq lists its product as uncharacterized. The coding region runs from base 29 to 331 and encodes 100 amino acids. The record is from RefSeq and is a predicted model, not a curated record. The transcript has 2 exons. Lineage: Eukaryota; Metazoa; Arthropoda; Insecta; Diptera; Drosophilidae.